UCUGUGUGUUGAGCUAUGCCCCAGAGAGGAUGGGUCAGACCCUGUGUAUCUGUUCCCGUGGCUCCAUCACCAUCGACAACAAAAGAUACUACUUCAUCCAGAAACUAGAUGAAGGGUAAAACCGACCGCAUCAGUAAAACACUUAUCUAUUCUACAUGGCAGACGAUCAUCCCCGCCCCCCACACACAUGCAAUUGUAUUUCAGGGUUCUGUAACGUUACAUCUUACUGAUCAGGACCCUGGUUUUUGUCUACCUCUCCAUUUUCUCCUGCGCUCUCUCUCUCGUCAUUUACCGUCCCCCUUCCAUCCCUCCCCUCCUCCCAGAGGGUUCAGCUAUGUGGACCUGGUGGAGGGGGUGCAGGAUGGGCGUUUCUACGCCCUGAAGAGGAUCCUGUGCCAUGACAGGGAGGGUCACCGGGAGGCCCAGACGGAGGUGGAGAUGCACCGUCUCUUCAGCCACCCCAACAUCCUGGGCCUGGCCGGGCACACCUUCAUAGAGCGGGGGGGCAAGAGUGAGGCCUGGAUACUGCUGCCCUACGUCCAGGUGUGUGCGUGUGUGUGUCUAUGUACUCACGCCUGUGUGUGUGUAUUAGAGCCCGACCGUUGCUUAUUUUUGGGUCCGAUACCGUUUUUUUUGUGGGGACAAAAGUUACUGAUACAUCUGCCGAUAUACUGUUUUACAGCGUGGAAAUGAAAAAGUGUGUAUGCCUGUAUGUAUGCAUCUAUGUAUUCAUGCCUGUGUGUGUGUGUGGGCUCCUACAGAAGGGCAGUCUGUGGUCAGUGCUAGAGAAACUGAGGGACAAGGGCAGCUUCAUGCCAGAGAGACGCAUCCUAAAGGUUCUACAGGGCAUCUGUUCUGGACUGAAGGCCAUGCAUGACAGAGGCUACGCACACAGGUACAGGCUACUACUGCUAUUACACACACAUGAUUGUGGUUAAAAUUAGAAUGAGGCUCUCCAUCUCUAUCCCUCUCUUUACCUCUCUCUCUCUUCCUCUUUAUUUCUCUCCUCUAUCGCUCUCUAUCUCUCCCUCUCUCUCCACUAUCCUCUCUCUCCACUCUCCUCUCCUCUCUCUCAGAGACCUGAAGCCUACCAAUGUACUCCUGGAGGAGGAUGACAGGCCUCUGCUGAUGGACCUGGGUUCUAUGAACUGCUCCAGGAUGGAGGUCAAGGGGACCAGGGAGGCCAUGACAGUACAGGACUGGGCAGCUCAGAGGUGUACUAUAUCGUACCGUGCCCCAGAGCUCUUUAACGUGGAGAGCCACUGCGUCAUCGAUGACCGCACAGACAUCUGGGUAACGCACACUACAGUACUACCCCCUUCUCACUUUAGUUUUGGUCUGUGGAAACUGUCAGUAUUGUACAAGAGAUAUAACAUGGACCAAUUUGUCAUAACAGAGAUUGUCUUUACCAUUGGAUGGUGCGAUGCUGUUUUGACUCUAGCCAUGAAGUCAACAUGUUGCGUACCAGUUAGAUUGGUAUCUCUCUGUCUCCAUCAUGCCUGGUGUUUGUUGACCGUGUAGAGACAGUAUUCGCUCUCUCUCUCCAGUCUCUGGGUUGUGUACUGUACAGCAUGAUGUUCCUGGAAGGGCCCUAUGACAUGGUGUUCCAGAAGGGAGACAGUGUGGCCCUCGCUGUCCAGAACCCUGUUACCAUCCCUCAGCCCUGCAGGUCAGUCCCCCCCGGCUAGCUAACCCUAACCCUGUUACCAUCCCUCAGCCCUGCAGGUCAGUCCCCCCGGCUAGCUAACCCUAACCCUGUUACCAUCCCUCAGCCCUGCAGGUCAGUCCCCCCGGCUAGCUAACCCUAACCCAGUUACUAUCCCUCAACCCUGCAGGUCAGUCCCCCCGGCUAGCUAACCUAACCCAGUUACUAUCCCUCAACCCUAGCGUCAUGUUCACCUCCCGGCUCUAACCCUAACCCAGUUCACAUCCCUCAACCUUACCCUCAGUCCGCUCAACCACCAACCCUUAACCCUAGUCUCAACACACAACCUUAACCCUAGUCUCAACCACACAACCUUAACCCUAGUCUCAACCACAGCCUUAACCCUAGUCUCAACCACAACCUUAACCCUAGUCUCAACCACAACCUUAACCCUAGUCUCAACCACAACCUUAACCCUAGUCUCAACCACAACCUUAACCCUAGUCUCAACCACAACCUACCCCUAGCCUCAACCACAACCUUAACCCUAGCCUCAACCACAACCUACCCCUAGCCUCAACCACAACCUAACCCUAGGCUCAACUACAACCUUAACCCUAGUCUCAACCACAACCUAACCCUCAACCACAACCUUAACCCUAGCCUCAACCACAACCCUAACCCUAGGCUCAACCACAACCCUAACCCUAGGCUCAACCACAACCCUAACCCUAGGCUCAACCACAACCCUAACCCUAGGCUCAACCACAACCCUAACCCUAGGCUCAACCACAACCCUAACCCUAGGCUCAACCACAACCCUAACCCUAGGCUCAACCACAACCCUAACCCUAGGCUCAACCACAACCCUAACCCUAGGCUCAACCACAACCCUAACCCUAGGCUCAACCUUAACCCUAACCCUAAUCCACAACCUUAACCCUAGCCUCAACCACAACCUAAACCCUAACCACAAUCUUAACCCUAGCCUCAACCCUAACCCCAAGUCACCAUCCCUCAGCCCUACAGGUCAGCCAGUCCCCUGGCUAGUCAUCCCCUAGUUACUCUUCAAUCCAUCACCCUCUCAGCUUUCAAGGCUAGCAGACUAGAAUGUAUUGAUUCCAAAUCGGCACCUACCACCUAGGCACUCCUGCAGAUCUAAAAGGAUUGGAUAGGUUUAAGCAUUUUUUCAUCUUGGCCUUUUUUAGGUUGUAUGGAAUUUAUACAAUUUAUAGUAUGUGUUUUUUCUCCAGUUACUCUGGUAGUUUCUCAGUAUAUAUUUGUUCUCCAGUUACUCUGAUAGUUUCUCAGUAUAUAUUUGUUCUCUAGUUACUCUGGUAGUUUCUCAGUAUAUAUUGUUCCGGUUCUCAGUUUCUCAGUUACCUCUGGUAGUUUCUCAGUAUAUAUUUGUUCUCUAGUUACUCUGGUAGUUUCUCAGUAUAUAUUUGUUCUCCAGUUACUCUGGUAGUUUCUCAGUAUAUAUUUGUUCUCUAGUUACUCUGGUAGUUUCUCAGUAUAUAUUUGUUCUCUAGUUACUCUGGUAGUUUCUCAGUAUAUAUUGUUCUCUAGUUACUCUGGUAGUUUCUCAGUAUAUAUUUGUUCUCUAGUUACUCUGGUAGUUUCUCAGUAUAUAUUUGUUCUCCAGUUACUCUGGUAGUUUCUCAGUAUAUAUUUUUCUCUAGUUACUCUGGUAGUUUCUCAGUGUCUUAUGGGUGUUUUGUUGUUCCCCUCCAGUUACUCUGAAGGCCUGCAGAACCUGCUGAGCUCCAUCAUGGUGUCCAACCCCCAGGAAAGACCCGACGUCAACUGGAUCCUGGACCAGAUACAGGACAUGACGUGUUCCAGCCCCAACACCCAGACCAACAUGGUAUGAUGCUCCUGAUCGGGGAACCCUGGCAAGCCUGGUUCCUCUCUAGUUCCUCCAUCUGUGGGUGAUGAACUUUAUGACCUCUGGACUGUUGUGAUGGCGACCCUGACUUUGUCGUUUUCUUCUACUCUUAGAAGCUCAGGGGAUCCUACCCCAAACACACACACACACGCACGCUAUUCUGCAGUUGAAACCACAUAGACGCAUGUCACAAGUCCUCACUGUCCUCCAUAUGCAUGUGCAACAAUAUGCUCCUACACAGUGUUGGUCAACUCCACAUCCAGCACCCCUUGUGGAAAUUGAGAAUUUGCGUGGAGCCAUUUUAUGACUGCUAGUGAAUAGGAAACCCCAUGGGUUAAAAUAUCAUCAGACACUACAGUUGAAGGGGGCACCGGACCAGGAAAAGGACCUAUGGUAAAUUCCAGACAGAUGGUUGCCAUGGAAACUUACUCAGCCAUAUCUGAUAUCAACUUCAAAGGGAUUUUAUAAUAACUUAAUUCCAGACCUGGGUUCAAAUACUUUUUCUGUAUAUUUGAGUAUUUUCAAAUCCGCAGGCCAAAUUUUAUUUAUUUAUUUGAGUAUUUGAAUGGUUAUUUGUAAAAACCAAAUAGUCGACCAAAUUGUAUUUGAAAGUAUUUUCAAAUACCUGGGUUAAAUGCAUGGAAGUGUAUUUGAGUCAGUGUGUAUGAGUAUUUUCAAAUACUUUCAAAGUGUAUUUUCAAAUACAUUCCAAUAUUCAACUACUUGUUUUUUCAAAUAAAGGUUAUCUGAGUACUUGUUUUGAAAUGUAUUGAAAAGCAAUUGAAAUACCUGAAAUAGUAUUUUGAACCCACGUCUGCUUGAUUCAUCCUUAUCACAUCCGAAUGUCUUUCAAGUCCAUCAUAACUGUAUUUAUUUUUUAUCAUCACAUAAUGCUAUACUGUAACAAUUUUCCAUUUAUGACACUCAUUUAGGCCUGUAUGUAUUUUGCAUUACCUCACAUGAUUCUGUUUUGAGUGUCAAUAGGAAGAUCAGUUAAUCUUGUUUUUAGUCUCUCAGCAGGUUUUUCUCAGUUAACUCUUACUACAGUUGCUUGAUAGGAACCUUUUAAUGGUUGCUUUUUAAAAUUAUUAUUUUUGUAUGUGCAUCUAUUUAAGGAUACAUUGUUUAUUUGUCUAUGUAUAUGCUAUAUGAAUAUUUUGUAAAUAGGCUAAUGAAGUUGGAAUGCAGGCAUUAUUGAUGAUUUAAAUGGAACAAUCCUGGAAUUUGAGAUAUUGUGAUAAAAUAAUAGGGUAUUGGAUAAUACUUUAAAUACAAAUUUAGCAACACUGAAGGCUUUGCUUGUUUCUCAUAAGAUCGAUGUUUAAAUGCUUUAAAGUUUUUAUUUUUUUAACAUUUGUGGUACAACUUAAUUUGUUAUGUAUAAGAGGGCCCUUUUCCCAACAUUUUAGAAUGAUCAGAGGCCUGACUGUCUUGAGGUUGUCAUGUGGCUUUUAUUCCACACGGGGGAGACCAUGUCCUACAAGUUGGUCAAAGCAGACUGAGUCUGCCGGUGUCUCAAACGUUGUCUGUCUUCGCUUAGCCAGACCUGUAGAUCUGAGAAAGGCUCACUCAAUAUGUGAACAUAUGCAAAACCUCUCUGAAACCAGGAAAUAAAAUGAUAAUGAUUCUGAUUGGUCCUUUCUCUUUUUACUCCAACACAUCCACGCUCCAUGGUAACAUUACAUUAGCCAAUACCUACCCUUGCAGUUGAAAAAAAGGGCAGGGCCAGUGUUUUGAUUGGAUGUUUAAAUGUUACUUACACUGGGAUUAUUAUCUGUGAAGAAACAAGGAUCAGCCUGAUACCAGAGAGAACCAGAAGGUGCAGCUGGAAGCUCAGGCCAGUGCAGGCCAGAUAACCCUCAGCUGGUAGCUGUUUACACAUCCCUUUACAUUGCUUUAAGUGUGUGUGCACAGCCACAGUCUUGGAUGGGCUGUGUGUGUGGACGGCAAGGUAUGAAACAAUUAUCAGGAACUGUUUAGGCGCCUAGAUUUACAGCCCUGUGGGUCACUAGGGUCAAAGUGACGUCGUACCUCACUCCUCGUCCUAAUCAAUCUCAGACAGUCAUAAACCUCACACACACAAAACCCACGGCAGAAACGACUGACACAAGAAAACACACACACUAACACUAGAGGAAUUCAUUACACUUUAAUUAAUGUUUUCCCCAACCAAGUGCACCUUCAUACAGGAGGUCGGCCCACCCAUUGUCCAGACUCCCCUGGGACCGUAUUCAUUACACACAGACUGUGUUUACGGGUUGAGGAGAGGGAGGGACUCCCAUUGGCCCAGCAGGUUGAGCAGGAGAGGGAGGGACCCCCAUUGGCCCAGCAGGUUGAGGAAGAGAGGAGAGGGACCCCCAUUGGUCCAGCACCUUUAUAUUUACCAUCAUCUGCCUGAUGAUGUCAUGCAAUACAAGCACAAGGUCAACACAAUGCUGCUUCCAUUUCAACACCCAACUUCCUGUUCUUUUCCUUUGUGAGUCCAUGAAGGCCAUGGACGGGGGUGUGUGUCGUUGUGUGUUGCUUUGUUUGAUUGUGUGUGUGUCUGUGUGCAGGUGUAAGUCUUGUCUAGAUGUGUUUUUAUCUUUGAUUGUGUUUCAUUGUGAAGGUCUAUUACCAAUACCGUAAUUAGUCCCCACCCCCCCAGUACUCAGAGCGGCGCUCACACCAUAAACCAUUUGGAUGCUUUAUUGAUUUGGUGAUGAAUCAAUUAGUGAAUUAUUUAAUGAGCUGGGAAUUAUGGGUCAGUGCUGAACUGCUCCCACCCUGCACUGUUCCCAGGUCUCUCUAAAUCAUCAUCACUUCAUCACUACCUGCCUAGGCUAGUUGAGUGUGUGUCAGAUAAACAGUCUCCCAAACCUCUACACCAGUACAUUGGGUGUGUAGGCAAUAUGGCCAGGAUAUCCAAUCUUAUCUUUAAAGUUCUGAUGUGUAUGCAGCAGACUCUUUCUCCAGCCAAAGCAGUAACACACCUGAUAUAACUAAUCAACGAAUCAUAGUCUUCAAUCUAGACUUUAUUAGUUUAAUCAGUUGUGGGGUUUGGGGGGGCUUUAAUCAGCUUUAAUAUUGCAAAUAGAUUGUGGCUUAUAUCAAUAUAAUUGUCUGCAUCAUUUCCAAUCCUCAAUAUAUAUUUUUUAUAAAUAUAUUUAUUAUUUUAAAUAUAUACAGUAAAUUCUAAAAACCAGUUUUUGCUUUGUCAUUAUGGGGUAUUGUGUGUAGAUUGCUGAGGAUUUUGUAUUUAUUUAAUCAAUUUUAGAAUAAGGCUGUAACGUUACAAAAUGUGGAAAAAGUCAAGGGGUCUGAAUACUUUUCGAAUGCACUGUAUAUCAUUUAAAAUAUAUGUUCAUUUAUUAUUUUCCCCUAACCCUACCACCCUUCCCCUAAUUGGAGUAAACUAAUGGACAACAACACUUAGACAUUUUACGGACACAAUACAUUUUACAAUAGUUAUCUCUUGUUUGUUUUUAGUUCCAUCAGUCCCAUCAGGUGUGUUUCUUCUUUGUCUGGAGCAAAAGCCUGAUCCCAUAACGGCCCUAUGAAAGAUUGGACCAAAUUGUUUCUGGACACUGGACAGGGUCCUACUCUCAAAGACGUUUAAAUUGGCUCUGUUGCCCUGAGAGAGGAGAGUAGGAAACAAACACAUAUGGACAUUAUGUCCAGCCCAUUGAGUGUCUGAGUUAUGAGUUCCACUUAUGGCAGCCAGGGGAGCUUUUUUAAGAGCCGGCUUUUUGCAUGCUCAUUAAUUCCGGGAAGUGUUUGGGUUAAAAUGCAUAAUGAGUUCAUUAAGGGGGAUUGGCGUAAUCAGGAAAGGUAUCGGCUUAAUUACUGGCGCCGCGCCAAGGCCAACGCUCUCCCUCUCUUCUCUUUCCUGGUCGGGUCCCUGAAACCUGUCCUGGCCGGUAGCAGUAGCGCUAGCACUCUCUAAUCUAAUUAAGUGUACAAAAUGCUACGCGCUAACGUCACCCCUGGGAGCAAUUAGCAGGAGAGAGAUUGAGAGAUCCCUGCUGGGCAUUUUACUCCCUGGCAUGAGAUUCCCUAUGUCAGUUAGCUGAUUGCAUUGAUUAUAUUUAUUUGUAACAGCUUUUCAGGUCAUUUCAUCUGCAACGGUGAGAGCAACACGUUGGCCCGGAGACAUUUAUUUUUAUUCAUUCAUUCUUUAUUUAGGCCCCAGGGUUGUUCUGCCAAGUGAUCAGAUGAGAGUGUACCUCAACAAAACCUAUUUUUUGGGGUAGUUAGGUGAGGAGGGGGGGAUUAUUUUUUAUUGGCCACCGGGUCAGAACAGGUGGGGUGUUAUUGAUGCUUUUAAAAGCAUCACAACUCUUUCACCAGCUGGAUGGGAAUGUGCUGAUGGAUGCAGGAAAGUGGCAUAAACGGGCAAACGGGACAAGAGCAAAGACACACACACAUAGCAUAGUUAUGCAUGCACUCACACCAGUGGAGGCUGCUGAGGGGAGGACGGCUCAUAAUAAUGGCUGGAAUGGAGUCAAUGGAAUGGUAUCAAACACCUGGAAACCACGUGUUUGAUGUGGUUGAUACCAUUCCAUUGACUCCAUUCCAGCCAUUAUUAUGAGCCGUCCUCCCCUCAGCAGCCUCCACUGACUCACACACAAACACACACACACACACAUAUAGCCAUGUCGCUCACACACUAACACCAACACCGGUCCUUCAUGUAUAACUAUUUUGCUCUUUAAAAAUAAAAAUGUAACAUACAGCUCAUGAGAGCAGCUCAUGUUUUAGCCUAAUAAUAGACCAGAGUACCAUGUUUGGUUGAUUCUCUGAAACAGAUGUGUUAGAGCUGGGCUGGAACAAAAGCCUACACACCCGACCAGUUGUGGAGAGCGCAGGUUUAAUUGGUGGAUCAGGAGUUAAUUUAAGUAGAUUAGACAACGAAGAUGACAAGAUACUCUAGCGGUGCGCCGGUCGUUAGGGGUGACGGGGCGAGAGCCAAUUAGCUGAUUAAACCGCCCAGCACAGCCAACGAGCAGCCGGCGGAGGGGAGGGGCCUGGUGAUUGAUGGGAGGGGGAGUGUUUGUGUAGCUUGUCAGAGAGUUGUCGCUGAAUGAGUGAAAUGUCUUCAUCAAUUUGGAGCCAUUACCAUGUCAAAAGGAGAGGAUGGUGCUUAAAGGAGGGGAGGAGAGGAGAGGAGUAGAGGAGGGGAGGGGAGGAGAGGAGAGGAGGAAAGGAGGGGAGGGAGGGGAGGAGAGGAGGAGAGGAGGGGAGGGAGGGGAGGAGAGGAGC
This is a messenger RNA of Coregonus sp. 'balchen', 8774 nucleotides long. The record is from the annotation of a GenBank genome assembly. Lineage: Eukaryota; Metazoa; Chordata; Actinopteri; Salmoniformes; Salmonidae.